GCCAGCCCCCCCGGAUUUUCUACGAUGUUGGAUAUAACUAACGGAGUAAAGGUACGCGGUUAUGUGAGCCAGCCCACACUCUCAUCAGAUUGGCUUAUGUGGUUAUUUAUGUGGAGAGCGAGUUGUGGCCGGGUUAAGGGCUGGCUGCGGGCGGGCGGUGGUGGCUCAGAGUUCCAAUUCCAAUUCCAAGGUUGGUUGGUUAUUUAACUUACGUCCGUCGCAAAUGCAAAAUGCAUCCAAAAUCAACACUGUAUUUUGUUCGUUCAGCGAGCAGUGACAUUAUUAAUUAGAAUCUGAAUUCACAGCUUUCUUUCUUUCUCAAUCCUUUAUCGACGGAGCCUCUGAAUCAAAGUCGUUUCAACUGCAGCAGCAAAACCCAAAGCUAUUAUUGGCAGCAACAACAGCAGCAACAGCAAGCAAGCAGAAGAGAGAAGAAGAAGACGGGCUGGGCGUAUUUUACUGGCCACGGAUAACUAAGUUAAACUAAUAACUAACUAACUUACAAGUCCACAGUUCCACGCACUUUAGCCAGAUAGAUGCACCAGUCACAGCAGCUUUCGCAGACCUGCUGAUGCCCGCUGCUGUGCCAUCAUAUCAUCCCAUCCAAAGGCCCAAGGGAAUCCUGCUAGUUGGGCCGUGGGUGUGCUUUGUGUGCUUGUCCCGACUUGCUUAACUUAGUUACUUACUAGUGUAUUCUUUCGUUCGAACCCAGGCGCCGUUUCUCUUCUCCUCCAACCCCCCCCCCCCCCCCCCCCCCCCGCGGCAUCGUGUAUCAUCGCAACCCUCCAACAACUCUUGCACAUGAACUGCGAGUGCCUAGACAGACAUCUGGAGAAGAAUCGCACUGGCUGCCUGAUCUCCUUGAUUAUUAUUAUUCAACACGCCCUCAAGCCGCGUCCACGCGAAACUGUGACUGCCGCCUAGCUACUAAGCAAAUAAAUGCGGACAGAGCUGGUCGAGAUCGCGGAUUGAGUGACUGUUUCCUGUCCUUCUCUCUCCUUCUCGAUUCAAGGCUUGAUUGACAUACCUACCUAUCCAGCCCAGCCUCCACUCGGCGCCCAGCGUUAUCUUUUUGACUUCGUUUGCCGGUCGCAUAAUGGUUCGAUAAUUGGCGCAUGCCGUUGUUGGAGUCAACCGUCUGCCAAUCUCCGCUCGAGCGCAAUCGAACUCACUAUACACACACCUUUUCUCAGCCCUUCGUGUCGGAAUAUUCUGCGUCGCAACCUGGGAGGAAACUCUUUCUGAGUGCUCAAAAGGAGCCCAAAUGUCCAUGAUGGCGCCCGUCCGUCUUGAGGAACUGGACAACGUCUUUGAUGAACACCCUUCGCUAACCGCCUCGCUUGAGGACUUCGAGGACUCUUCCCGCCCUUCACCCCUCCUCGAUCUCCCAUCUCAACACUCGGGAUUCCAAUCUGAAGAUACCAAUGACCGUGACCCAGACACAGAUAUAGACUCUAGCAUUGACGAUCCCUGGUCACCCCCGGUGUACCAGCAACGGAGAUACCUCUUGCAACAGCAACACUUUCCCCCAACACCUGGCAGCGCUUGGUAUCGGCACCAACCGUAUCUACGUGACAAACCGGAUUUAAAACCGACAUAUGAUUGCAGCCCUCUGCGGUCAAGAGAAGUUAGUCCGCAAUAUGAAGACGCCCUUGAGAAACCUUUGGUCACUGGAGAAGAUGACCCCGCUGACCUGACGAUACCUGCAAAUAUACCCUUACCCGUGGGCGCUGAGUCACCGCAGAAGGGCAGGUCGCCUAGCCCUGCGCCUUCGAUAAAGCUCGAAGGGAAAGCCCAGGGAAAGAAUGAGAGUAAUCCUAAUAAUACCAGUGAUCAAUUCGAUCUAUCACCCCAGGAACUUACGUCGGAUUCUUUUACAAAUUAUAUCCGUUUCGCCGUGCGUGCGGAAGUUCAGCACCGGGAGCCCUUCGAUGCAUUCUUCAACUAUGUCAGCCAAAAAAUUGAUUCCGUGACCAAAAGCCGCACAAACACCGUUUUAUCCUUCCUAAUAGGCAUUAUUUCCUUCGUAAUUAUCCGUGCUCUUUUCCUCCCUCCUAUCCCCCUGCCCGUCCCUGAUCUGGUCAAACUUUCCGGCCUCGCGCGCUCCUUCGAGCCAUUGAUAUACUACUCCGAAAAUGGCGUCCAACAAAUCGGCGCAUUGCAAGAAACCGGAGUCGCCGUCUGGGAUUUGGGCGAAUCUGUGCGUGGCACAAAUAUGACAAGCGCCCCAGUCAUCGUGCGGCAGCUAGACGAGCUCUCCGAGUCCCUCAAGACCCUCUCUCUAGAACUAACCCGCUUCUUCGCCAAUGUCGAUGCUGACAUCGACUCCAUCCUGAUUGUCAUGGACUGGGCAAAACGUGAACUGGAAGCCCUCUCUUCGCAACCCGCGCACUCCCUUCCAUCUAUCUUCUUCGACAACUUUCACUCCCUCCUUUCGCGUCUCGGCGCGCUCGAAACCGCUGUAACUACAUCCCCAGACGGCAGCAAAUCGCCCCUCCCUUCUCCUACCCGCCUGGGCUCUCUCAUCACAACAAUCUUCGGCACAACCCGCUCGCAGCGCACCCACCGCACCCUCACUCACACCUUCACCGAAUUCCUCGCCGUGCUCGAGGAGUCUAUAAACAGCGAACUGACGCAUUCGUCCGCCCUCUUCGCCCUUUUCGAGUCCAUAGACCGCCAGUUCCUGAACCUCCAGCGGACGGUUGUGCGCGAGUCGGACGCGCAGGAACGUGCGGAGGGUGAGAUGCUCUCAUCGCUGUGGACGCGUGUGCUGGGCCCCAACGCCGCUGCGCUGCGCAAGUAUGAAAAGAACCGCCAGCUGCUGUCGUCGGUGCGGCAGCGGACUGUCGCCAAUAAGCAUCUUCUGAUGGACCAUCGCGGGAAGCUGCUGACCCUCAAGGUGAAUUUGGAGACGUUGCGGAGGAAGCUGGUUAGCCCGCUGGUUAGGAGGAAUGAUUCGGUCGGUUUUGGGCUGUUAGGGGCCAGCGGUGGAAGUGGUAGUGGCGGGGAUAGAGAGUACAUGGGCAGAGGGGUUGGAAGUAGUGCGCAGGGUUCGGUGGAGUUGGUGGUUGAAGGCCAGAUUAAAGGGCUUGAAGGUGCUUAUGAGUAUUUGAAGGGGGUGAGGGAGAGACAGAAGGCAAAGUUGAUGGAGAUGGUUUACGGGGCGGGCAGUCGAAGGUCUGGCACUGGGGCGGGAACGGGCUUGUUGGAUGGGCUUUCGGGAGAUGGGGCAGGAUUGUCUGGCACUGCUGGAGCUGUAGCUGGGGGCGGCGAAACAUGAUCAACCUUUGGGCUAAAUUUUGGAUCACUCCCUCUUCCAUUUGAUGUAUUCUCUUCACUUUAGUUCGUUCCUUUUCGUGUCAUUUCCUAUGUUUUGCGUUUGGUGUUCUGUGAGGGCUGUUUUUCCGUUCUUUUAAACCGGAGCCGGAAGGGGAGGGGGGGGGGUUGAAUAUUUUUUGUAUUUAGGAGUGAACAAAGCGAAAACGAUCUGAAUUCGUGAUUAUCUCCCGCGGUCUUUCAUCCUCUUCCUAUUUUCCUUCUACUAAAUAAACACAUCAUGGUCAAUAUCUGCUUGAUUUCAGCCCCUACGCAUCGAGACAUCGUUAGCUCGAGUGAACUGUUAUCCGCUUUCCGAGACCAAUUAAAACCUAUACAUAUAUUGCAUUCCUGGCUAAUGUACCAAGGAAUGUCAGUGUGAUGCCGCACAGUAGACGCCC
Molecule: messenger RNA, 3716 nt
Organism: Blastomyces dermatitidis ER-3
Lineage: Eukaryota; Fungi; Ascomycota; Eurotiomycetes; Onygenales; Ajellomycetaceae
Exons: 3
Coding region: 1265-3280 (671 amino acids)
Source: RefSeq, a predicted model, not a curated record